UUUUGGUGGAUUGAUAAAAUGUUUAAUAUUUGUAUUGGUUUUUAGGUGUUAGAAUGCCUCUUUUUGAAUCUCUCCCCAGACUUGAAAAAUGUUGCUGUUUCACUUUGAGAACUGGAUCAAUUAUAUUCGCAGUACUUGGAAUAUUUUCUUGCCUACAUCUGUUUGAUGUGCUGAGUCCAUGCAGUGGCGAAAAAACAUACAUGAAGUUCUUCAAAUUCAUAUGGGCGGUGUCUGAAUUGAUGGUUUUUGGUGCCAGCAUUAUAUUCCUCAUUGGAAUAUGUUGCCAUAGAAAAAGGAUUACGGCAACAGUAUUCCUGUCCACCACAGCUAUUUCUAUCGUAGUAUCUUUAGGUAUGGGCAUAAUGGGCACCGUGGAAUUUAUCGCCAAAAACAAUUGUUUUAGCGCUUACCAUUUAUUGUCAUGGUUUAUGAACAUACCAGCUGGAAUAUUUUGUAUGCUCGUGGUGAGAAGCUACAGAGAUAGUAUGGAAGAUUAAAUCAUUCAUGUGUAGAUCUCAUAUGCAUUAAGAUGUGAACAUUUCAUAAAUGCAAUUGGUAAUACAUAAUAGAGUCAAUCAAAUGUAUUAGACUCAGGAAAUCUGUUCCAAUUUGAAGGAUAACAUGAAAAUAUAAAAUACAGUCAAAGUUCA
Messenger RNA from Pieris brassicae (large cabbage white), 650 nucleotides. RefSeq lists its product as uncharacterized. The record is from RefSeq and is a predicted model, not a curated record. The coding region runs from base 54 to 497 and encodes 147 amino acids. The transcript has 4 exons. Lineage: Eukaryota; Metazoa; Arthropoda; Insecta; Lepidoptera; Pieridae.